AUGGCCUUCCGGAGGAGCCUAGCCCCUCUCCCACUCCUUGGCCUCCUGUCUUUCCUCCUCCUCCACCCCAUCGCCACCACUUCUACGUCCGCCACCGGAAUCCGCCUUGGCAUACUCCGCAAGCCAUCCCCCGACGUGCCCAGCUUCCGUGAAGCCCCUGCUUUCCGCAAUGAGGAGACCUGUGGCUCCGCGGACACUGAUCGCAUCCAUAUCGUCAUGACCCUUGAUGCCAAUUAUCUCAGAGGGACCAUGGCUGCCGUAUUGUCAAUCCUACAGCACUCAUCAUGCCCGGAGAACGUCGCUUUCCACUUCCUCUCAGCCCGGUCCGAGCCUGAUAUCAUCGCCAGCAUCCGUUCCACCUUCCCUUAUCUCAAUUUCAAGGUCUACCACUUCGACUCGAACCGGGUCCGUGGCAAGAUCUCAAAGUCAAUUCGCCUAGCUCUGGACCAACCUCUGAAUUAUGCACGCAUCUACCUUGCAGAUAUCGUCCCGGCCGACGUGGAUCGUAUCAUCUACCUCGACUCUGACACAAUCGUGGUUGACGACAUCGCAAAGCUCUGGAGGGUGGAUUUGGGUGACAAGGUGAUAGCCGCACCAGAGUACUGCCAUGCAAAUUUCACCCAAUACUUCACGGAUGCAUUUUGGUCAGACCCAGCUUUGGCGACAACAUUUGAAGGAAGGAAGCCCUGUUACUUCAACACAGGGGUGAUGGUAGUUGAUGUGGAUAAAUGGCGACAAGGAAGUUACACCGAGAAGGUUGAGGAGUGGAUGUGGCUGCAGAAACAGAAGAGAAUAUAUCACUUGGGCUCUCUACCACCUUUCUUGCUGGUGUUGGCUGGGAAUAUCAAAGCAGUUGAUCAUAGAUGGAACCAACACGGAUUAGGUGGUGACAACUUCGAAGGCAAAUGUAGGAACCUUCACCCUGGUCCCAUCAGUCUACUCCACUGGAGUGGGAAGGGUAAGCCAUGGCUGAGGUUGGACUCCCGAAAGCCGUGUGCCGUUGAUUAUUUAUGGCAACCGUAUGAUCUCUAUCGUUCAACAGUCACUCUAGAAGAAUGA
This is a messenger RNA of Nelumbo nucifera (sacred lotus), 1059 nucleotides long. The record is from RefSeq and is a predicted model, not a curated record. Lineage: Eukaryota; Viridiplantae; Streptophyta; Magnoliopsida; Proteales; Nelumbonaceae.